Molecule: messenger RNA, 1965 nt
Organism: Colletotrichum truncatum
Lineage: Eukaryota; Fungi; Ascomycota; Sordariomycetes; Glomerellales; Glomerellaceae
Product: fungal specific transcription factor
Biological process (GO): DNA-templated transcription; regulation of DNA-templated transcription
Molecular function (GO): DNA binding; zinc ion binding; DNA-binding transcription factor activity, RNA polymerase II-specific
Source: RefSeq, a predicted model, not a curated record
AUGUUUAAGUUCAUCAACACGACGGACGGCCGUCCUCAAAAGAGAAAACAAGCACAGCAGGCUUGCGAGACCUGUCGAAAGCGAAAGAAACGUUGCGAGCAUCUGGAGAAUGCCGUGGCAUCUCCGCCCAAGACUCCCGACUCCGAGUCGGCGCGUACCUCAGCACGGCCAAGGCCGACGCGGAGACCCUCUGAUGCUGUUGCCGCCGUCCCCAAGAGAACGCCAACCAAUGUAAAAUCAACUGAAAAAUCCAACGAGGAGUCGUCCGCAGAUGUACGGGACCGAUCAUGGGAAUCCGCUAAUGACCAGGCGUUGCCGCCGCGACAUCAGGCUGUUGACAAUGACUCUAGUCAGCACGACGAUGCCCGAUUUGUUGGUGACUUAAACCCUGAGGGAGCUUUUCUUGCAGAUAGUCCCGGCACAAGUCGCGGCUAUGCAGAGUCUCAUUCCGUGGGCGUCUGGUAUUCACGUAGAAGCGCGAAGAAUAAUGACCAAACUGCAGAGCUGGGAUCUGCUGUAGCAGUUGAUCACAUGGAACAUCGAUUCCUCGCUGUACUGCCAAGAAAGGAAAAUUACGAAAAGCUUGAAAAGAUCUAUCUUCGAGAUGUCCACAGAAUACUCCCUGUCAUCAACCUAGACAUCCUCCGCAAGCCGCCAUCAAUUGUAUCGCAAGCCCUUUGCAAGCAAGCUAUCUGCCUGGCUGCAGGAUCCAGUCCUAGCGCCAAGCCUUUCUUGACACUUGGAGAGGAUUCGUCGAUUGUCUUGGCUUACCCAGAGUUCGCUCAACAGCUGUCAUCUGCUAUGCGCAAAGUCAUAGGCCUUGGCUUAAUGAAAGAUAGAGUCCAGACAACGGCAAUUCUGGUGAUUCUCUCCCUUUAUACACAUUUUUCCGAGGACCGGCACUUGUCGGCAGAACUGGCGGCACAGGCAGUCAGUAAUGCACAAACUGUCGGACUCCACCUACAAAAUCCGCCAGCAAGGAGCGAGGAUCCAGCUUAUCUCACUCGGUUAUUCUGCUGUGUUUGGGCAACAGACCAGCUCACGGCUGCCUUUCAUGGACGACCUGUAAUGAUGCACGAAAGAGACCUGGGCCGAGAUGUGCAGGCUUGUAUUCAACAGCAAGAUAGCUGUUUUCGUCUAUUUCUUGAGAUAAUGGCUCUUCUAGGUCGUAUCAUCGAUCUAUAUCGUCCCGCUAGGAGGACCUCAAGUUGUCUAGUUAUGGAAGAUCUUCCCAGCUUCGAAAAUCUGAUCGAGAAGGCCCAAGCAUUGCGAGUAGAAUCCCGCCUUCUAGCUUCUGUUGAGCUUCUGUACCACGCUAUUGCCAUGCUUUCAUGCAGGAUACCAGUGGGACCAUCUCAAUCUGAGCAAGCAUCUUUAGCAUACACACGACAAUCUCUUUCUGCUAUUAAAGUCACUACAGUUGUCGAAGAUUUUGGUACUUCACUCUCCUACAUGACGUUUGUCCCAUACGCAGUUUCACUGUCUUUGAGAGUUGCAUACCGAGAGCUCCGCUCCAGCAAAGUGCCUAUGCUGACUGCAAGGUCACGCCGUCAACUCCAAGCAACUUGUCGCAUAUUGAGAGACCUCGGUGGCAUGUUUCGGUCUGCUUUGGUCAUGGUCGACCUCGCUGAGCAAGUCCUCCAGGAAAUGGACCAGGUUUGCUCGAAUGCAGCCAAUAAGUCAGACGAACAGGGCACAAGCAAUUCUACAAAUGCCGUAAACACGCCCCAUCAGGAGAACGCCCCCGCUCAAUCUGGGCCCGAUAUGGCAAGCAGUUUAGGUGUUACUGAUUUGUCUGAACCGCAAGGAGACCUGGCGGGUGUCUUUGAUUCAUCUUUCUAUGAAGGUCCUGCUGGUCUGGACGUAUUUGAGUUUUUCGAUCCACGUUUCGAUCUUAAUGCCAUCGACGCGAUACUCGGAGGCGAUGCGCCCCCUGAAUUGGGUCAUAUAGCUCCUCUACCCUAA